Trichomonas vaginalis G3 is the source of this 1272-nucleotide messenger RNA. RefSeq names its product 26S proteasome regulatory subunit family. The transcript has a single exon. Lineage: Eukaryota; Parabasalia; Trichomonadida; Trichomonadidae. The coding region runs from base 1 to 1272 and encodes 423 amino acids. The record is from RefSeq and is a predicted model, not a curated record. Gene Ontology annotation, biological process: proteasome-mediated ubiquitin-dependent protein catabolic process. Gene Ontology annotation, cellular component: proteasome regulatory particle, base subcomplex. Gene Ontology annotation, molecular function: ATP binding; proteasome-activating activity; ATP hydrolysis activity.
AUGAGUAAACCUGAGGAUACUAACCAAGAAGAAGAUAUUGUCCAGCUCGAUGAGAACGAAUUAAACAUCUUCGAGAGUUUCUCAAAGGGCCCUUACUCUGAUAAAAUUAGGCAAGCAGAAAAAGAUAUCAAAGAACUUGCAUACAAAAUCGACAAGACUAAAGGCGUUAGAGAUACUGAUACUGGUCUUGCACCACAAUCCCAAUGGGACUUUGAUGGAGAUAAGAACGUAAUUGGAAGCCAAGAGCCAUUAAAUGUUGCAACUUGCGAAAAAAUCCUUCCCGCAGAAGAAAAAGCUCGCUAUAUUAUUUCAAUCAGUCAUGUUGCUAAAUUCGUCGUUGGUAUCGGCAAAAAUAUUGCUCCAUCUGAUAUUACAGAAGGCAUGCGUGUUGGUGUCGAUCGUAGAAGGUAUGCUAUCCAACUUCCACUUCCUCCACGUAUUGAUCCAAUUGUUACAACCAUGCAAGUUGAAGAAAAGCCAGACAUUACAUACGCUGAUAUCGGUGGCUGCCAUGAGCAAAUAGAAAAGCUCAGAGAAAUUAUCGAAAUGCCACUCCUCCACCCAGAGCGCUUCGAAACCCUCGGCAUUGACCCACCAAAGGGCGUUCUUCUCUACGGUCCACCAGGUACAGGCAAAACAUUGCUUGCAAGAGCCGUCGCGAACAGAACAGAGUCCGUCUUCAUCCGCGUUAUCGGCUCUGAGCUCGUCCAAAAGUACAUUGGUGAAGGUGCUAGAAUGGUUCGUGAAAUUUUCCAAAUGGCUCGUAGCAAGAAGUCAUGCAUUAUCUUCUUCGAUGAAGUCGAUGCCUUCGGUGGUGCAAGAAAUAGCGAUUCCGAUGGCGCAGAAAACGAAGUACAGCGUACAAUGCUCGAAUUAAUUACACAACUUGAUGGUUUCGAUGCCCGUGGUAACGUUAAGGUUCUCAUGGCUACAAACCGUCCAGAUACACUCGAUCCGGCUCUCAUGCGUCCAGGUCGUCUCGAUAGAAAGAUCGAAUUUUCACUUCCAGAACUUGAAGGCCGCGUUUCCAUAUUCCAGAUCCAUACACGUGUUAUGAGUGUCGAGAGAGGCGUUCGCUUCGAUCUUCUCGCAAGACUUUGCCAGAAUGCAACUGGUGCUGAUAUUAGAUCUGUCUGCACAGAAGCAGCUAUUAUUGCUAUCAGAGCACGCAGAAAAGCUGUUACAGAAAAGGACUUCUUAGACGCUAUUAACAAGGUUAUUAAGGCUUAUGCUAAGUUCUCUGCUACUCCUUCAUACAUGCAAUACAACUAA